AUGAACCUUUUAAUCUUUCUUACUUUUUGGGCCCAACAACAAGCGGCACAACUUGCUCAAGUCGUACAGCAACAGCAACAGUUUGCUCAUCCACCUCCUUUGACGAAUCAGGUGUCUGCGCAAGUCUCACAUGGUCAAGGUGAUCUCAACGCUGAAAAUGUCUUCAAAGAAAUGGUGAAUGUGGUAAUGGGUGGUGCAGCGGCUGCACUGGGCACAGCUGUGACACAACAGCCACCACCUUCCAUGCCUGGCGCACCUGGACCAGCUGGACCACCUCCGCAACUUUGGGGCAACACUAAGAUUACUUAUGAUGUGAAGGUAUAUCCAGCCUUUUGA
Molecule: messenger RNA, 336 nt
Organism: Strongylus vulgaris
Lineage: Eukaryota; Metazoa; Nematoda; Chromadorea; Rhabditida; Strongylidae
Source: the annotation of a GenBank genome assembly